Pongo pygmaeus (Bornean orangutan) is the source of this 7270-nucleotide messenger RNA. RefSeq names its product syntaxin binding protein 5 (gene STXBP5). Gene Ontology annotation, biological process: Golgi to plasma membrane transport; exocytosis. NCBI's taxonomy places the organism in Eukaryota, Metazoa, Chordata, Mammalia, Primates, Hominidae. Gene Ontology annotation, cellular component: cytoplasm; SNARE complex; plasma membrane. The coding region runs from base 435 to 3890 and encodes 1151 amino acids. The record is from RefSeq and is a predicted model, not a curated record. The transcript has 28 exons. Gene Ontology annotation, molecular function: syntaxin binding; GTPase activator activity; myosin II binding.
GGGCCAUGGACGCAGCGGCGACGGUGGCGGCGGCGGGGGCGAGCCGGGGCGGCGGCGCGGCGCAGAGUCCGCCCGCGGCCAGGUGAGGCUGGGCUGAGCGGGCUCGGGCGCCGCCGCCACUGCUGCUGCUGCUGCCGGGCCGCGGAGCGAGGAGGCGGCGGCGGCGGCUGAAGCGGCGCCACAGCAGCCGCGCCAAGCAGCGGCGGCCUCGGAGGAAGAGGGGUCGCCGCCCAGGUUUCUUGCGGCCGCCGCUCUGGUCGUCGCAGUAUUUCCUGUUCGGAUUAUCUUUUGCUUCCCCCCGGCUGCCUCCUUGCCCUCACACUCCCACUCCUCCGUUUCCGCGGUCGAAGCUGCCCUCGGCCCCGGGUGGUCUCCCCCGCCCGGGGACCCCCUGUGCCUCCCCUCCCGGGCUGCGGAGGAGCCCCUCCGAGACCAUGAGGAAAUUCAACAUCAGAAAGGUGCUGGACGGCCUGACCGCCGGUUCGUCCUCGGCGUCGCAGCAGCAGCAGCAGCAGCAUCCGCCUGGGAACCGGGAGCCGGAGAUCCAGGAAACGCUCCAGUCCGAGCACUUUCAGCUCUGCAAGACUGUUCGCCAUGGAUUUCCCUAUCAACCCUCAGCCCUGGCCUUUGAUCCUGUGCAGAAGAUCCUGGCAGUGGGAACUCAGACUGGUGCUUUAAGGCUCUUUGGUCGUCCAGGAGUAGAAUGUUAUUGCCAGCAUGACAGUGGAGCUGCAGUAAUCCAGCUUCAGUUCUUGAUUAAUGAGGGAGCUCUUGUGAGUGCCUUGGCUGAUGACACCUUACACUUAUGGAAUUUACGUCAGAAGAGGCCUGCCAUACUACAUUCACUUAAAUUUUGCAGAGAAAGGGUUACAUUUUGCCAUCUGCCUUUCCAGAGUAAGUGGCUCUAUGUGGGCACUGAACGAGGUAAUAUACAUAUUGUCAAUGUGGAGUCCUUCACACUCUCAGGCUACGUCAUUAUGUGGAAUAAAGCCAUUGAACUGUCAUCUAAAUCUCACCCAGGACCUGUGGUCCAUAUAAGUGAUAAUCCAAUGGACGAGGGAAAGCUUUUGAUUGGCUUUGAAUCUGGAACAGUAGUUUUAUGGGACCUCAAAUCAAAGAAAGCCGACUACAGAUACACAUAUGAUGAGGCUAUCCACUCUGUUGCUUGGCAUCAUGAAGGAAAACAAUUUAUUUGCAGUCAUUCAGAUGGCACCUUGACUAUAUGGAAUGUAAGGUCCCCUGCUAAACCAGUACAGACAAUCACUCCACAUGGAAAACAGUUAAAGGAUGGGAAGAAGCCAGAACCAUGCAAACCUAUCCUCAAGGUGGAAUUCAAAACGACUAGAUCUGGGGAGCCUUUUAUUAUUUUAUCAGGCGGUUUGUCAUAUGAUACUGUAGGAAGAAGACCUUGCUUAACAGUGAUGCAUGGGAAAAGCACUGCUGUGCUAGAAAUGGACUAUUCAAUUGUUGAUUUUCUAACGCUAUGUGAAACACCAUACCCAAAUGAUUUUCAAGAACCAUAUGCUGUGGUUGUUCUUCUAGAAAAGGAUUUAGUACUUAUAGACCUUGCACAAAAUGGAUAUCCUAUAUUUGAAAAUCCCUACCCCUUGAGUAUACAUGAGUCCCCUGUUACAUGUUGCGAAUAUUUUGCUGAUUGUCCUGUGGACCUUAUUCCUGCACUUUAUUCUGUUGGAGCUAGACAGAAACGUCAAGGUUACAGCAAAAAGGAAUGGCCCAUCAACGGAGGUAAUUGGGGCUUGGGUGCUCAAAGUUACCCAGAAAUAAUUAUUACAGGGCAUGCUGAUGGGUCAGUUAAGUUCUGGGAUGCUUCUGCAAUAACUCUACAAGUAUUAUAUAAGCUAAAGACAUCCAAAGUAUUUGAAAAGUCAAGAAAUAAAGAUGACAGGCCAAACACAGACAUUGUAGAUGAAGAUCCCUAUGCCAUUCAGAUCAUCUCCUGGUGUCCAGAAAGUAGAAUGCUGUGCAUAGCUGGAGUUUCAGCUCAUGUCAUUAUUUAUAGAUUCAGCAAGCAGGAAGUAAUCACAGAAGUCAUUCCGAUGCUUGAAGUUCGAUUAUUAUAUGAGAUAAAUGAUGUGGAAACUCCGGAGGGUGAGCAGCCACCACCUUUGCCAACACCCGUGGGAGGGUCCAACCCUCAGCCCAUCCCUCCUCAGUCUCAUCCAUCUACCAGUAGCAGUUCAUCUGAUGGACUUCGUGAUAAUGUACCUUGUUUAAAAGUUAAAAACUCACCACUUAAACAGUCUCCAGGUUAUCAGACAGAACUAGUUAUUCAGUUGGUUUGGGUGGGUGGAGAACCACCACAACAAAUAACCAGCCUGGCAGUCAAUUCUUCCUAUGGACUGGUGGUUUUUGGCAAUUGCAAUGGCAUUGCUAUGGUUGACUACCUCCAGAAAGCAGUGCUGCUCAACCUGAGCACUAUUGAAUUAUAUGGCUCUAAUGAUCCUUAUCGGAGAGAACCCCGAUCUCCUCGUAAAUCUCGACAGCCUUCAGGAGCCGGUCUGUGUGAUAUUAGUGAAGGGACUGUUGUUCCAGAGGAUCGCUGCAAAUCUCCAACCUCUGGUUCUUCAUCACCACACAAUUCAGAUGAUGAACAAAAAAUGAAUAAUUUUAUAGAAAAGGUGAAGACCAAAAGCAGAAAAUUUUCCAAGAUGGUAGCCAAUGAUAUAGCAAAGAUGUCAAGGAAGUUAAGCUUACCUACUGACCUAAAGCCUGAUUUAGAUGUAAAGGAUAACUCCUUUAGCCGAUCACGGAGUUCAAGUGUAACAAGCAUUGACAAAGAAUCCCGAGAAGCGAUCUCCGCUCUUCAUUUCUGUGAAACAUUUACUCGAAAGACGGACUCGUCCCCUUCCCCUUGUCUAUGGGUUGGAACAACGCUAGGAACAGUGCUUGUCAUUGCACUGAACCUUCCCCCAGGGGGAGAACAAAGACUUCUUCAGCCAGUAAUUGUGUCUCCAAGUGGUACUAUAUUGAGGUUAAAAGGUGCAAUCUUGAGAAUGGCAUUUCUGGAUACCACAGGCUGCUUAAUACCACCUGCGUAUGAACCCUGGAGAGAGCACAAUGUUCCUGAAGAAAAAGAUGAAAAGGAGAAAUUGAAAAAACGGCGGCCUGUCUCAGUAUCCCCCUCCUCUUCUCAGGAAAUUAGUGAAAACCAGUAUGCAGUGAUAUGUUCUGAAAAGCAAGCAAAAGUAAUCUCACUGCCAACCCAGAACUGUGCUUAUAAGCAAAAUAUUACAGAGACCUCGUUUGUGCUUCGUGGAGAUAUUGUAGCAUUGAGUAACAGUAUCUGCCUUGCUUGUUUCUGUGCCAAUGGACAUAUAAUGACUUUUAGUUUGCCAAGUUUAAGACCUCUGUUGGAUGUGUAUUACUUGCCCCUUACCAAUAUGCGGAUAGCCAGAACGUUCUGCUUUACCAACAAUGGACAAGCAUUAUACCUUGUUUCACCUACAGAAAUCCAGAGACUUACUUAUAGUCAAGAGACCUGUGAAAAUCUUCAGGAAAUGUUGGGUGAACUCUUCACUCCUGUAGAAACACCUGAAGCACCAAACAGGGGAUUCUUUAAAGGCUUAUUUGGAGGUGGUGCACAGUCUCUUGACAGAGAAGAACUAUUUGGAGAAUCGUCCUCGGGAAAGGCUUCAAGGAGCCUUGCACAGCAUAUUCCUGGCCCUGGUGGCAUUGAAGGUGUGAAAGGGGCAGCAUCUGGAGUUGUUGGUGAAUUAGCACGAGCCAGGCUGGCACUAGAUGAAAGAGGACAGAAACUUGGCGAUCUGGAAGAAAGAACUGCAGCCAUGUUAUCAAGUGCAGAGUCAUUUUCUAAACAUGCUCAUGAGAUUAUGUUGAAAUACAAAGAUAAGAAGUGGUACCAGUUCUGACAACCAGAAUCCAAUAAGUCCAACUUCAGCCAGAAGGAAAAAAGUUUUCCAUUUUUAUUACAUUCUUUAGAAAAGUUAACGUUAAAGGGAUGUUCGUCACUGAAUACUGUUCUUUCCUAGCACAAUCAUGCACUGUUUUACCUCAGUCAUGUGGCUUUAACUGAGGAGUGUUCACACGCACUCGAAAUGGAGUAUAUGGUGUGUGCCAGUUAUGAGUUGACGAUUUGGGAAUUAAACAGGUCACACGUGACAGAUGAAGAAACCAAGGGGGCUGCUGAGGAGACCUGGUGCAGGGACUAAUCCUGGAUCAUUCCUGUAUUAAACUUUCAUAUGCCAAAAGGGCUUGUGCCAUUUUAUCUGCCAUCAGUGUUUGACCUGUUUGGGGCAGAGGCAAUAAGUCAGAAGUCUUGAAGCUGAAAUAGUUAUACAUGUGUCAUUGGACUGGAUUAUAAACAGCUGUCUUGGACUUUCCCUCUCUUAACACUGACUGGUCAUCAGUAUCAUUAGUGAAAAAGAAACAAACUGUUUGUUAUCAUCUCUUUAGACAGAUAAGCUGAAUGGUGGGCUUUAAAUAAUAAAAACAUACACAUAGUUGACUUGUGUAUGAGCUACUCUUGGAUUCUUGUUAUUACAGACUUGUAUUUAGUUCAUAUUUUGUCAAAAGCAAAACAAGAAGAUACAUCACUUUUCAUUGAAAAGAAAAGUGUAGAGCAUGACUGAAUUGCUCAUCAUUCUGGGAGUUUCCAUGUAGUGGCUAUGCAGUGUGGAAAGUGAGAAAAACCUCCAUUGUGGUGAGGAGAAUACUUCAAUGUCCCUUGUCCUUGUUCUCAUUAAGUCAGCUAAAGGUGGAUUUGACCAAAAUAAUACUGGUUAAAUUUGUAGAAAUGUUGAAAUUGGCUAUGUUUUUAAUUUUGCUUGAAUUUUUAUAAAAUGUUUAACCAAAUGUACCUUUGCAUUCUUUAAUUAAAAUUGCUUAAAAAAAACUUUCAUUAUUUCAGUAAAAUGCUCAGCUCCCUUUUUAAAAUGCCCUUUAUUUGCUAACUGUUCCAAUACACUCAGGUGAUGAGCCAAUUAAAUCUUAGUGCACAUGCUAUCGCAUGGAAAAUUACAAGCAUCUGUUGUCAAUAAUUAUCUAUAUAAGAAUUUAGUCUGAUGACCUACAAAAUGUUUUCUGUAGAAAUAUACUAUAAAUCUGUACAUAUCCUUUCAAGGUUUUAAAAAGCCAAAAAGAAAGGAAAAUAUGUACACUGUGAUAACUAAAUUAUUUCUGUAUUGGAAUAUAAUACAAUUCGAGACCAGCAAUGGACAAUGAAUGAUUGUUUCAUAGAAUAGCAUUACGGGCAGGAAAGAAACCACCUAGUAGAUCUAGAAGUAAGCAGUCUCAGAAUACAGACUAAUCUGAGAUUAUUAUUGAUUGUUGUUAAAGCAACCCAGCAGAAGCAAAAUGGAAGCAUUAAAGUUAAUGUUAAUGAAAUUUAAAUAUUGUCUUCUAUAAAAAAUUCCUUUAAAUUAUUUUGUUUUUUCAUUAAGAGAUAAUCAGAACACAAAUUGAUAGUAAACAGGAUGGUUGUUUUUCUAUUCCAUAUGAUCAUUAAAGGAAUACGUAGGACAUCUUAACUUUUUCGUACAGUCUGUUAUGCAUAUUUUCCUCCACUCUUCAUUAAUAAAGCUUUUAUGUUUACAUUUUAUAACAUGCACUACUAGAUACAAAAGUUUACAUCAAAGUUUAGUUUAAAUAUCAUUUGGUAGGGACUAAAGGUGUGUGAUAGAGAUAAUUGAUCAAGCCAAAAGAAAUAUUUUUUAAAUAAGCCCUUUUCAAAAGUUUUUGAAUUUAUAGAAAGCAUCAAUGAAUAAUGUAUUUCUGUUUAGUUAAUGUCAGCUGCCUGAACAUUCAGCAGUUUAUAAAUUGCUUAAUUUGUGUUAUCUAUUAUCCAAUAAACCCAUAGUUCCAUGAUAUGUCACAGGAAGUGUUAGGUCCUAUUUUAAAGGUACAGUUUUGUGAAUGUCAUCAAUAAAAUCAACAGUUAUGGAUUUGAAGAAGUUGAGAAAGCAUUAUGUAGAUUAAUAUACUGGUUCCCUAUCUAUGUGGAAGGUCAUAUUAGCUGCAAUUAUUUAAUUUGCUGUGUUAUUUUGUGUUAUAUAACACAAAUAUAUUUGUAUAUUAACUUCAUUUUUACUGUCAUUUUUCCUGUUGUAUACAAAAUGAACUAAUCUUGUAAUUAUUUUCAAAUAUAGAAGUAUAUACAUUUACCUUAGAUGGAUUUCCAAGAUUUUGUAAGAAAAUCUUAAAUCAGUGUUUUGAGUUAUUUAAUUUUUAAAUUAAUCUACAAAUUAUGCACAACAAACUAGAGACUCAGUUAGGAUUAGAAAGCUUAAAGUAUGUUUGAGUGUAGGAAAUAAGCUUCUCAGAGUUAUACUUGAUUCUGUCUGUAGAUAAGAGACAGUCUACAGUAAUAACUAACCCAGGGAAUUUACUGUAAUUUGAGAGGUAACAUGUUUAUUUUUUUUCUUUUUAAAUACAGAAAGUAAUAGUCACCAGCAAGCCACGAUUUCAGGAAAACUGACCAAAAAAAAAAGUCAAAAUAGAAAAUAUCAGAAAAAUGAAAGAUUUUUGUGUGCCCUCUCCAUAUCCUCAUUGUUUUGUUGCAUUUGUCCUUGACUCUAAAAUCAUUGAAGUAUUCAUGAUUAGUAGUUUGUAAGUAGGAAGUGGUUUUUCUGUAUGUACCAUAUAUCCAGUUCAUUUCAGUUUUGAAACUAAAAUCCAUAUGUAUUUGCUGAGAAAGUUAUUUGAAAUCUUAUAGUCUGACCAAUUCUGUACAUUACAUCCAUUUGAAGUUUUGCAUCAUCUUAACACUUUUGCUUUGCAUUUCAAUUGUACAAAGUGUUUCCAAAAAAAUGGUUAUAGAUUCGACUGAGCUAUUACUAACUUCUCCAUUUGAUUUUUUAUGGAUGUGAAAAAUGCUGCUACUUGUCUAUGUUAUUAUGUGUAAGUAUAUUACAAUUUAAUUAAGUACAGUAGUUUAAAGAACGAAGCAAUUUUUUUUUUUUUUUGGCUUAGGACUUCUUAAUUGUAGGUUCCUCUGAAGCUAUUUCAUGUAGAUAUGUGAGUGUUUUAAACAAGUCUGAAAGUGUUACAUACUUUUAGGUUACAGGGGUGCUGGGGAGACAGCUGAGGAGAGGAAGAAUAUGUGGAAGACACCAUGGAGUUCAAAGUUUUACCCUGAGUUCUAUCUUCCAUAUAUGUUUUGCUUAAGGCAUUUCUCAUGUGAUAUUAGAAAAGCUAUAUCCAAAGGUAAAUUUUUUGUGGCAAAGAUUUAUUUUACACUUUAACUUUUGGGAUUUUAUUUGUUUCAGCAAAAUAAAGAGCACUGGACUUUAAA